UGAUCUAUCCGCUGUGUUUCUGUGUGGGGCGUUCAGCUUCUACGCCUCCAAGCUCCGGGAGAACGGACUGACUUUCUAGCUUCACCACCGCUGACAAACCCGCUGUUUCUUCCGCGACUCCCUCCGAUAAACGUUCAGAGUUUAAACUGAAGCCCGAACAGCUUAUAUUUGAAGUUUAUUUAACCGUCUGAGCGUCUUUCUUUUUCACUCGCGACUUAUGUGUAGCCGUUGGACGGAACGAGCUUUCAACUUACAACGAACCCGCAGACAUUUUGUUAUUUCUGAGAAUUAGACCGUUUUUUUUUUCCACCUACUUUUUUUUCAUCUGCGUAAUCGCGGCUGUGUGAAGCAAGCGACCUGAAAGCUUUCAUUAAGGAGCACCACCACCACAAAGCGACGGAGGAAACCAUUACCCCCCCCCCCCCCUCCGCUAAAUCCAAACACCACCGUGUGUGCGUAACGUUUUUUUUGUUUUUUUUUAAUUUAUAUGCGUUGAGCUCGCGCAUCGCUGCCGCCGCUCGUGCGUUGAGGCGGAAAGGCUUCUUGCAACUGCGAUGGAUCAUUUUGACUGACAGCUUUGGAAGAAUUAGCCAUUAGCUUUAGCCAAGCGAGGAACCAGCACUGGUUGUGGUGGAUUCCUGUUCAACAGACGCAGUAAAUACGGGGGUCUGGACACAGGUACGAGGUCUACCAUCACCCAGACAAGACACCGACUCCUUUACCUCAAAGUGCAUCACUUAUAUUCGGUCGCUAGCUACCGUUAGCUAGUCGUCCUGCUAACGCUGGACUGUGCACGGCUGGGCUAGCUUUGGACAAAGGAAACAUAUAAACACGGGGCACUCAGUUGAUCGUGUUAAGGAAGGAAAGCAACAAACAAGGAAUUGACAUGAUGUUUCCACAAUCAAGACACUCAGCUUCAUCGCAGCAGCUGAAAUUCACAACCUCUGACUCCUGUGACAGGAUCAAGGAUGAGUUCCAGUUCCUCCAAGCACAAUACCACAGUUUGAAGCUCGAGUGUGACAAGUUGGCCAGUGAGAAGUCAGAGAUGCAGCGCCAUUAUAUCAUGUACUAUGAGAUGUCCUACGGGCUCAAUAUUGAGAUGCACAAACAGGCUGAGAUCGUGAAGAGAUUGAACGGGAUCUGCGCACAAGUCCUCCCCUACCUGUCUCAGGAGCACCAGCAGCAGGUCCUGGCAGCCAUAGAGAGGGCCAAGCAGGUCACCCCCCCAGAGAUGAACUCCAUCAUAAGGCAGCAGCUCCAGGCUCACCAGCUGUCUCAGCUCCAGGGCCUGGCCCUGCCCAUGACCCCCCUGCCGCUCGGCCUGAGCCAGCCGAGCCUCCCCGCCGUCACCACCUCCUCUGGUCUCUUCUCCCUCUCCUCCCUGCUGGCCUCCCAAGCCCAGCUGGCCAAGGAGGAGAAAGCCUCGCGUGACGGAGUUGACAGCCACCGCGAGGAGGACGGAGACAAGUCUGAUUAGAUGGUGUCCCCUCAUUCAGCUCCGCUUUUUGUCCAGAGACCUGAAUCCCUAGAUCUGAGCCCCCCCUUUGGCCUACAGCCUCUCCCCUGGUCUCCCUCUCUCUGACCUUAGCUAACAUGGGCUUCAAUCCCAUCAACACAGCUCCAGCUACAGACCCCUAACCACCUCCCUUUAUUGGGAGGGCUUUGGCACCUGCCCCCUAAUGCCAGACUAGUCCUGAUCGCUUCAUAUUUACCGUACAUAGGUUGUUUCUUUAUCCUCCCUUCUCUCUAUCGCCAUCACAGUGUCUCCCGUGUCUUUUUCUUGAAAUACUGUCUCUUUUCUGCAUGUGAUUAAGCUUCAGUUACUUUGUUUAUUUUUUUUCAUCAGUACUGGUUUCUAUUUCUGUUCCUUCCUGUCUUCCUGUUGCACUCUCAGUUCUCAUUCCUGUUUAGUUUCGGGUUGUUUUUUUUUCCUCCAUAACUCUCUCCCUCCACUCGCACCCACCUCUCGCCUCUGUUCUAAGCCGGUCCUUGUUAUGCAGGACUGAUCUGUGACACCGAACGCUCCGCACUGCAGGCUAAACAUUCUUUGGCGAGCUUCUAAUACUUUUCAGACACAACACAGGAAUUCCUACGAAUUUCAUUUUCCCAACAAAGAGGUCUGACAGAGAUCCGUAGUGUUGAUGUUUUUUUUCUUUUUUGGCAGUACAGAUUGCAUGCAUUCAUUCCAAGCUACAAGUUGGCUUUGAGUUUAAACGGUGGAUUUUUAUGCAGCAGAGAAGUGUUUGAAUAGCGCCCUCGUGUCCCGGCUCAAGAGAGAAACAUCUCACACACACACACACACACACACACACAUCCAAACCCCCAAAAACUGCUGCUUUUAGAGCAGAAUGGUUGUAUUGGGAAGACGGUUGACAAACUAGAGAUUUUGUGUAAAGUCCUGAAUUUAUAUUAAGAAAGGAAAAGGACCUUCUUAGAGCAAACAUCCUGCUGAGAGCCAUCAGAGUAGUGAACAAACCCUCUCAGUGAGUAAUCCACCUCUACUCAGCGGUCCUUGCCUGACCCUGUGAGCUGCGUUCGGUACGAUACCUCCAACCCGCACCUCGACUGAAAGACAACGUUUUCUUCACUGGUUAAAUGAACAAAGAUGCUGCUAGACUCCUGCACCCUCCCGUUCACCCGUUGCAUCUUUAAUGUGCACUAAUAUUAGAGCAGGCACCGAGGGGGGGAGAGUGUGCAUGUUGUGUGUUUGACAGCAGAGGGCAGUGUGUGUCUUCCUCCUCGAUGGGUUCAGAGCAACACAAAUAAAAUACAGGACAAUGACAGAGAACAGGCUGUUUCACAACAGGGAAGAGCUUAUUCAUCCACUCUGUGUGUACAAACUAAAUAUACAGAGACUAGACUGGCGACAUUAAUCUCUGCAUGCGGUCAGUCUCAGUCGCUGUCAUCCAGUUCUUGAGAAAUAGCCUUUGAUCUGUUUUAGGGAACAUCUCGGUGUGAAACAGAAACACAACUGGACCCGUGCUUUUGAGCCCUCUGUAAUUUCUGAUUUAAAUACGGUACAUUUUGAUCUGUCGCAUAUCAGGCUAACACUACAUUAUUCAGGAGGUAUUACACCUACGUACAACCCUGAGUGGGAAAUUUCCAUGACCUAACACAAAUAUUAUCGGUGCAGCUCACACAGCACAAGCGUCCUCCACAGCUGCUCCGAUGAGUAACAACUCCCGCUCAGCCUCACAGGCCCUGUUUUCAAUUAGCUCGUCUGGUUAGGCCUCUCGUCAGGUGGAAGUGAGGCGAAGCUAUGCUGGGAAUAAUGUGAUGUCACCAAACCCUGGCUGUGUUCAAAAUGUCAGCAGCAGAACUUUAUAGUGUCCUCAAACAUACCCCCACAUUUAGGACAUCCUGGUACGCAGCGGUUACCGUACAAACAGUUUGAUUCUGAAGACAGCUUGAAAUAGUAUGAAAGUUGUUCUAUAAACCCCCGACACACACACACAGAAACACACACCCUUUCUUAGCCUCCUCUCUCUGAAUUAGCGGCUACACUGUGAGAAUGAAUUUGGGAAGAAACGCCACUCCAAACGAUCUUUGGCUUGAUGACGAUAAAGCAAAUUUAUUGUUUAAGAGAUUCAGAAAGGAAACAAUUACACAAAUUGCACGUUACGGCACUCCGAAUAAAAUCCUUCGUUUAGUCCAGAAGGUCAGACGACACACACUGUUGGUGAGGCGACUCCUGAUGCUCAUUGUUGUGUAUGUAUGUGGAUACAUGAACCAGGUUUGAUACACACAGAGAGGAAACGUGUUACUAAAGCUAACAUGCUAUUUGUGAGUUAAGCUUGCAGCACAUCGUGCUCCCACAUGCGGUAUGUGUCAAGCUACAUACUGUACUCGUAGUGGUAUGCAGAGCGUGUAGACACAGCGACACACACACACACACACACACAUCAAUGCAUGUCUGCCGGGGAAACGAGAUCGAUUUCUUUCUAGUUGAGUCAUUUUUUCAAAAGAAUGUUUGGUCCAAACUUUUCUGUGAUCAAUGCACUUGUUUUUUUGUUUUUUUUUGUUUCCCCCUCUUAUUUGUUUUUAAAUAUUAAUCAAUAUGAACUAGAACGAGAGUUACAAAGCUGACGUUAUAAACAUACAAAAUAAAUUCUAUGUAUUUGUUCAAGUAGUUGGAGGCGCUUGCCUCUGUAUACAGUUAUACAUAGAAAGCUUUAUGUGUAUAUAGCUGCAUCUUUUCUUGUCUGUCCUGGAUGAUUCUUGUGCUAUUGUGUUACAAUGAUGUGACACCAGGGGGGAAACUGCAGUACGUUGACCCCUCCUCUCCUCUCUUACCCCCAUGCCCUCUACUCCCGCGCCACAUCCCCCGACUUUUUGCCCCCAUAGCGUGAAGCAUUGUAAGCGUUUUGAGCUUUGUAAAGGUCUUUUUUUAAAUACUUAUUUUGUGCAUAAUGUAAAACCUGAAAGUGUGUACUUUGGCAAAAAAAAAAUGUUUUGUGUCUGAAAUCAUAGCUUCAUUGAAACAACAAAAAAAAAAAGAAACUAUUAAAAAGUACAACAAACAUUUACUAUAAAUAAUAUGAAAUGUUCUGCAGUAAGGAAGGACUUCUGGUGCCUUACAAAUAAAGUCAAUCAAAUCAUAAAA
Anarrhichthys ocellatus (wolf-eel) is the source of this 4603-nucleotide messenger RNA. It is a transcript of the gene tle5, whose product is annotated as TLE family member 5, transcriptional modulator. The transcript is spliced from 7 exons. Gene Ontology annotation, molecular function: protein binding; transcription corepressor activity. Gene Ontology annotation, cellular component: nucleus; transcription regulator complex. The record is from RefSeq and is a predicted model, not a curated record. Lineage: Eukaryota; Metazoa; Chordata; Actinopteri; Perciformes; Anarhichadidae. Gene Ontology annotation, biological process: regulation of DNA-templated transcription; negative regulation of canonical Wnt signaling pathway. The coding region runs from base 887 to 1477 and encodes 196 amino acids.